Salvia splendens (bonfire salvia) is the source of this 1485-nucleotide messenger RNA. RefSeq names its product probable inactive receptor kinase At4g23740. Gene Ontology annotation, molecular function: protein kinase activity; ATP binding. The coding region runs from base 1 to 1485 and encodes 494 amino acids. Lineage: Eukaryota; Viridiplantae; Streptophyta; Magnoliopsida; Lamiales; Lamiaceae. The transcript is spliced from 3 exons. The record is from RefSeq and is a predicted model, not a curated record. Gene Ontology annotation, biological process: protein phosphorylation.
AUGUCUGCGAUCUAUGAUAACUGGGAGAGGCUGGUGGCUGCUGCUAUAAAGAAACAGCAGAUAUGGGAGCUCUGCCAUCGAUCUUCUAGCACCCUCUCCGAUGCUUCGUAUCUGUCUUCUUCCUUUAGCGAUCCGAGCUUCGAAAUUUCAAGAUCACACAAGCUGGUUCUGGUCUCACAGUUUUGCCCUGCUUUUGAUGUCGAAGAUGCAGCCUUGGCUUCUGUGAAGUUGCUCGGGGCCGGAACCUUUGGGAGUGCGUACAUGGCUAUGAUCGAGGAUCAGCCAAGAUUUGUGGUGAAGAGUCUCAGGUCGGAGGGCCAAACGGCAGAUGUAGACUGGGAAACCAGAGUAAAAAUUGCCGUUGGCAUUGCUGAAAUACACAAAAAACUUGGCGGGAUGCUUGUCUAUGGAAACAUUAAGGCAUCAAAUAUUUUUCUCAAUCAACAACUAUACGGCUGUGUAUCAGAUUUCGUCUUGUCAAACAUGAUGAAAUCUAGACUCAAACCAACUUCAUCAGAUGUGUAUAGCUUAGGAAUUCUGCUACUCGAGCUUCUAACUAGAAAGAAUCCUGCAGCUGUUAACCUAGUCAAGCUGGUUAAUUCAGUUAAAACUAAUGAGAGGGCUGCUAACGUUUUCGAUCCCGAUCUAUUGAAGCAUCCUUCCAUCAGUGAACAGAUGAUUAAAAUGUUGCAAAUAGGAGUUAAAUGUGUCGCUAAUUCAGCAAAAAAGAGACCUAAAAUAUCUGAAGUGGUGGAGAUGUUGGCGGACAUUGACAUAUUGAACCGAGUGAGCCGCUCUUUGGACUCAACGAGCCGGGAAGGAAAACUUGUAUUUGUUGAGGAUGUUAAUGUAGAUCCUAUAUUUGAGAUUGAGCAUUUACUGGAGGCUUCUGCUGAGGUGGUUGGGAAAGGAUCAUUCGGGAAUAGUUACAAGAUAACACUCAACAAUGGAAGUGUAGUUAUGGUGAAGAGAUGUAAAGAUGUGAAUCCAACAUUCAAGGAUUUUCAGAAUCAUGUCGAGUUAUUUGGAAAAAUGAAUCACACAAAUAUCGGUAGAUUAAAGGCUUUUUACUAUUCAAGGUAUGAAAAGCUUUUGUUGUAUGAUUAUUACACUCAAGGCUGCAUAUCUUCGCUACAUGGGAUAAGAGGUGAUGACUGGGUGACCAGAUUCAAGAUUGCUCUUGGAGCAGCAAGAGGUAUCGCUCACGUCCACGGACAAGAUCAGAAGCUUGUGCUCGGAAAUAUAAAAUCCUCCAAUAUUUUCCUCAAUGACCAAAAUCAUGCCAUUGUGGCCUUUGAUGCUGGAUUGGCAAAUCUGAUAAGUCCCGAGAGGCUGCCAUGUGUACUAGAUUCGGUCUACUGUGCCCCGGAAGUAAGAAACGUGGGGGGAGUGUCACAGGCUUCUGAUGUCUAUAGCUUUGGAGUUGUUCUGCUUGAACUUUUUUACGGAGAAUCAUCUCAAGACUUUCCAAUACCAAAGCUCUGA